Zophobas morio is the source of this 2182-nucleotide messenger RNA. RefSeq names its product ubiquitin carboxyl-terminal hydrolase 10-B (gene Usp10). The transcript has 8 exons. The record is from RefSeq and is a predicted model, not a curated record. Bases 129 to 2117 code for a protein of 662 amino acids. Gene Ontology annotation, cellular component: cytosol; nucleus. Gene Ontology annotation, biological process: regulation of autophagy; DNA damage response, signal transduction by p53 class mediator; protein deubiquitination. Gene Ontology annotation, molecular function: cysteine-type deubiquitinase activity. Lineage: Eukaryota; Metazoa; Arthropoda; Insecta; Coleoptera; Tenebrionidae.
UUGACAUAAUGAACGUGAAAACUUAACCCCGUGCAUUAAAUAUUUUUGUUAUUGCGGUGAAAAUGUUAAUUUUUUUAAUAAUAUCGUAGAAAUGAAUUUAUUACGAAUAUGAAAUAGCGGCAACUGCGAUGAUGGAUUCGUUCAAGGCACAAAGCAUUACUUUUCUGGAUCUGACCGGGGUGGACGAGGACGAACGCCAGGAAGUGCUGAAUUCUCUGUAUGCAGAGAAUGCACAUGUGCAGCUGCCGUGGAAGCUCCCUGAACACAAAGUCCUGCAUAAGAGUGGUAAAAACGUGAACGCCCCCUACACCCCUACCACCACCAACCACCACCCCGAGCCCCCCAAACUCGUGCCACACCCCGUCUACCUACCGAACCAAAUCGAAUACAACACCUACAUCCCCGCACAGAACCACCACUACAAGAGCCCCCCUCCCGACUACCCGCCCAUCACCUACUCCAUCCACCAGCCCCAGUAUGUGGUCUACCCCACCUUGCCCUCCACCUACCACCAGACCUUCCCCAUCGCGCCCGUCGUCACCACCAACAUCCCCACAGUCACAUUCGCCCCCACGUACGUGAACCACGCCGAGCAGGCACCGGCGGCCGUGGAGGCGGCGCCGCCCGUCGCCCCCCAACACGUGGAGGAGUCGUCGCCGCCGCCGGACGCGGCCAGCGCCAACGGCGUGCCCCACGUUCAGCAGAACGGCGACGAGGAGCAAGUCCAGAAGAACGAGGGGGAGAAGCGGCAGGCCCCAGCGAACAAAUCGUGGGCGAGCUUGUUCAGUAGUGCCAAGUCGGGGGGCAGUGGCGGCGAGAACGGGGGCGGCCCCGUGGAGAAGUCAAGUGAGGCUGUGAAUAAACAAAACGACGAGAUGUGCCCGAUUAGGCACCCGAGGAAGGCGCAGUUCAUCGACCCGAAUUGCUACAGAAUGGGAGAAUUUUUACUUAAUCAUAGUGUGGAUGGGAGGACGAUUAGUUUGCAGCCCCGAGGGUUGAUCAACAGGAGUAAUUAUUGUUAUAUCAAUUCGAUUUUACAAGCGUUAUUAGCGUGCCCUCCGGUGUAUAAUUUAUUGACUGGUUUGGCUGAGCAGAACACCUCAGCUGAGAAAGAAAAGGCUACACCGAUUAUUGAUGGAAUGUGUCGCUUCGUCAAAGAAUUCCAACACUUACCAGCCGGUCUGCGAGUGAACCGACGCAAUGAUAAAAACCAGAAAAAGGAUCAAGGCAUCACAAUUGACUACGACUUGCCAUUCGAGCCCUCCUGGAUUUACAAAAUAUUGAACGGGGUACGCAGCGACUCUUUCCUGGUGGAAGGUCGCCAAGAAGACGCAGAGGAGUUUCUAGGAUGCUUAUUAAACGGACUGAACGAUGAAAUGCUCGAGUUGAUGAAGUUGGUCAAGAGCGACCUCGCUGUCAACAAAUUCGACUCUCAAACCACCGAACAAGAAUCCGACAAAGAGUGGCAGGUAAUGGGACCAAAAAAUAAAGGAAGCAUCACGCGACAGAUGGAGUUCGUCAAAACACCAAUUAGCAACAUAUUUGGAGGAUUUCUCAAGUCGAGGAUUCAUCGAGCCGGAGAUCAUUCCACUUACAACAUACAGCCCUUCUUCACUUUGCAGUUAAACAUUGAGAAAGUUAAGACAGUCCGCGAGGCUCUCGAGGCUUUGGUCACCAAGAACCAGCUAGAGGGGGUUACUUCCGAGAAAACUAACGAGGAGGUGGAGGCAUGGCAGCAAGUCACUUUGGAGGAGCUCCCCGUUAUCUUGAUCCUGCAUUUAAAGUGUUUCGAUUUUAAGCUGGAUGGGUGUACGAAGAUAGUGAAAGCUUUGGAGUUUCCUAUUGAUUUGAAAAUAGAUUCUAAACUUUUAUCUUCCAAGCCAAACACGCCAAAAGAAAAACAGUAUAAGUUGUUUGCUGUGGUGUACCAUGAUGGGAAAGAAGCUACUAAAGGACAUUACAUAACGGAUGCUUUUCACGUUGGUUAUAGUAGUUGGAUAAGGUACGAUGACGCGUCUGUUAAAACUAUUCAAGAAGACUAUGUAUUGAAGCCACAGGGAACUAGAGUUCCCUAUUUGUUAUUUUACCGUCGUAGUGAUACCAUUAGAAGCAAAUAAAUAUACAUUUGGCCUAUUAAUAAUUGUUAAUAAGUAAACUUAUUUUAAUAAAUUAACUUUAUAUA